AUGCUAUUUUUCAGCUUCUUCAAGACUUUGGUGGACCAUGAGGUCACCGUCGAGCUCAAGAACGACAUUCAAAUCCGUGGAACCCUGAAAUCGGUCGAUCAAUACCUGAAUAUCAAGCUCGAUGACAUAUCGGUGGUAGAAGAGCUGAAGUACCCACAUCUGUCUUCCGUUAAGAAUGUCUUUAUUCGAGGCAGUGUGGUCAGAUAUGUACACCUGCCAGGUGGCGCGGUAGAUACGGCACUGUUGGAGGAUGCAACCCGAAGAGAGGCUGCGCAGCAGGCGACCAAAGGGAAAUGA
Cadophora gregata is the source of this 297-nucleotide messenger RNA. RefSeq names its product U6 snRNA-associated Sm-like protein LSm2 (gene LSM2). The record is from RefSeq and is a predicted model, not a curated record. Gene Ontology annotation, molecular function: RNA binding. The transcript has 4 exons. Gene Ontology annotation, cellular component: catalytic step 2 spliceosome; Lsm1-7-Pat1 complex; U4/U6 x U5 tri-snRNP complex. Gene Ontology annotation, biological process: mRNA splicing, via spliceosome. Bases 1 to 297 code for a protein of 98 amino acids. Lineage: Eukaryota; Fungi; Ascomycota; Leotiomycetes; Helotiales; Ploettnerulaceae.